Salvia hispanica is the source of this 4040-nucleotide messenger RNA. Its product is annotated as ubiquitin C-terminal hydrolase 12-like. Gene Ontology annotation, cellular component: nucleus; cytosol. The record is from RefSeq and is a predicted model, not a curated record. Gene Ontology annotation, biological process: regulation of protein stability; protein deubiquitination. NCBI's taxonomy places the organism in Eukaryota, Viridiplantae, Streptophyta, Magnoliopsida, Lamiales, Lamiaceae. Gene Ontology annotation, molecular function: protein binding; cysteine-type deubiquitinase activity.
UCUCCCUCCCUCCCUCCCUCUUCACCCUCCUAUUUCUCUUCCCCCCUCGCAAAUUUCAUUAAUUCCUAUUUGAUUUAGUGAUCAGGUGGCUGUAAUCUCGUAAUCCAUGACGAUGAUGACUCCGCAGCCAUUGGAUGAUGAUGAAGAUGAAGAAAUGCUGGUGCCAAACUCAGAUUCGGUUGAAGUUCCCCAGCCUUUAGUUGAAGGACCUCUUCCAAUGGAAGAGGAAAAUGCUGGGAUCUUGGAGAAUCUGGCCUUGGGUAAACCACAAGCUUCACGUUUCUCGUGGACAAUAGAGAACUUUUCUCGAGUGAAUGUGAAGAAGCUCUAUUCAGAUGUCUUCGUUGUUGGGAAUUAUAAAUGGCGGGUGCUUAUUUUUCCUAGGGGGAACAAUGUGAACGCCUUGUCAAUGUAUUUGGAUGCGGCUGAUUGUGCUACCUUACCAUAUGGGUGGAACAGAUAUGCGCAGUUUAGCUUGGCUAUAGUUAAUCAAAUGGAUAACAAGUUGACAGUGAAAAAAGAUUCCCAGCACCAGUUCAACCAAAGGGAGAUUGAUUGGGGUUUCACGUCUUUCAUGCCUCUUAGUGAGCUGUAUGACACCAACAAGGGUUACCUAAUGAAUGAUACUUGUAUUGUCGAAGCUGAUGUUGCUGUACGUGAAGUCAAUGAUAUUUGGAUAUAUGACUCAAAGAAAGAAACUGGCUUUGUUGGACUUAAGAACCAGGGAGCAACUUGUUAUAUGAAUUCUCUGCUCCAAACUUUGUACCACAUUCCUUACUUCAGAAAGGCUGUAUAUCACAUGCCAACAACUGAGAAUGAUAACCCUACAGGAAGCAUACCUUUGGCAUUACAGAGUUUAUUUUAUAAGCUCCAGUAUCAUGACACCAGCGUAGCUACAAAAGAAUUGACUAAAUCAUUUGGAUGGGACACGUAUGAUUCCUUUAUGCAACAUGAUGUGCAAGAACUGAACAGAGUUUUGUCUGAAAAGCUUGAAGACAAGAUGAAGGGAACUGUUGUGGAAGGAACUAUACAAAAAUUGUUUGAAGGAAACCAUAUGAAUUACAUAGAGUGCAUCAACGUAGAUUUCAAGUCUACUAGAAAAGAAUCAUUUUAUGACCUUCAGCUUGAUGUAAAAGGUUGUAAGGAUGUUUAUGCUUCAUUUGACAAGUAUGUAGAAGUCGAACGUCUUGAGGGAGAUAACAAAUAUCAUGCAGAAGGACAUGGUAUGCAGGAUGCAAAGAAGGGUGUCUUGUUCAUCAACUUCCCUCCAGUUCUCCAGCUUCAAUUAAAACGUUUUGAAUAUGAUUUUCUGAGGGAUACAAUGGUUAAGAUAAAUGACCGAUAUGAAUUUCCAUUGGAGCUUGAUCUAGAUAGGGACAAUGGAAAGUAUUUGUCACCAGAUGCAGAUAGAAGCAUACGAAACCUCUACAUACUUCACAGUGUUUUAGUUCACAGCGGCGGGGUGCAAGGUGGACACUAUUAUGCUUUUAUCAGACCAAAACUUUCUGACCUGUGGUAUAAGUUUGAUGAUGAGAGGGUCACGAAAGAAGACGUGGAGAGGGCACUAGAGGAUCAGUAUGGUGGUGAAGAAGAGUUUCCACAGACAAAUCCUGGCUACAACAAUACUCCAUUCAAAUUUACAAAAUGCUCGAAUGCAUACAUGCUUGUGUAUAUACGAGUGAGCGACAAGGAUAAGAUUAUAUGUGAUGUGGAUGAGAAGGAUAUUGCAGAACAUCUUCGGAUAAGACUGAAAAAAGAACAAGAAGAAAAGGAAGACAAGAGAAGAUACAAAGCACAAGCCCACCUUUACACUAUCAUCAAGGUUGCUCGAGAUGAGGAUUUAAAAGAACAGAUAGGAAAGGAUGCCUAUUUUGAUCUUGUAGAUCAUGAUAAAGUCCGUAACUUCCGUAUCCAGAGGCAGAUGCGUUUUAAUAUCUUCAAGGAAGAAGUUGCAAAAGAGUUUGGUAUUCCAGUUCAAUUUCAGCGCUUCUGGAUGUGGGCAAAAAGGCAGAACCACACUUACCGCCCAAACCGACCAUUGACACCCCAGGAUGAAGCUCAAACUGUUGGAUCUUUAAGGGAAAUAUCCAGUAAAGUGUACGGUGCAGAGUUGAAAUUAUUUCUGGAAGUAGAGUUUGGACUGGAUUUACAAUCAAUCCCUCUACCAGAAAUAACUAAGGAUGACAUACUCCUCUUCUUUAAGCUUUAUGAUCCCGAAAAAGAAGAGCUCCGCUACGCUGGGAGGCUUCUUGUCAAGGGCACAGCAAAGCCCAUUGAAAUCCUAUCAAAGUUAAAUGAAAUGGCUGGAUUUUCCCCUGAUGAAGAAAUUGAACUUUUUGAGGAAAUAAAAUUUGAGCCAUCUGUAAUGUGCGAAUGCCUUCAUAAAAGAGCUUCAUUUUUGUCCAGUCAGAUCGAAAAUGGGGAUAUUAUUUGCUUCCAGAAACGACCUUCAGAUAAAUGGAAAGACAAAAUACGUUUCCCUGAUGUUCCUUCAUACUUGGAGUAUGUGAAAAAUCGCCAGGUUGUGCAUGUUCGAGCCUUGGAGAGGCCCAGGGAAGAUGCAUUUUGCCUAGAACUAGCGAAGAAUCACACAUAUGAUGAUGUCGUGGAAAAAAUUGCCCAGCAACUUGGCUUGGAGGAUCCAUCCAAAAUUAGGCUUACUCCUCACAAUUGCUAUUCUCAGCAACCAAAGCCAAAUCCGAUCAAAUAUAGAUCAGUUGAUCAUCUGCAAGAGAUGCUUAUGCACCACAACCAGAUCUCCGAUAUAUUGUAUUAUGAAGUGCUGGAUAUUCCGCUUCCAGAGUUGCAGUGUAUAAAGAAUCUGAAAGUCACCUUCCAUCAUGCUACAAAAGAUGAGGCUGCUGUUGUCAAUAUUAGAUUGCCAAAGCAAAGCACUGUUGGGGAUGUUCUCAAUGAGAUCAAGAAAAAGGUAGAAUUGUCUCAACCAAAUGCUGAGCUUAGGUUGCUUGAAGUUUUCUGUCAUAAAAUUUACAAGAUUUUCCCCAUCCUUGAGAAAAUUGAGAACAUAAAUGACCAGCAUUGGACUUUGCGCUCUGAGGAGAUUCCGGAAGAAGAAAAGAAUCUUGGGCCCAACGAUCACUUGAUUCAUGUUUACCAUUUUACAAAGGAGGUUUCCCAGAAUCAAGUGCAAGUACAGAAUUUUGGGGACCCAUUUUUGUUGGCUAUUCAUGAAGGUGAAACAGUAGCAGAUAUUAAACUCCGCAUUCAAAAGAAAUUGCAGGUCCCAGAUGAAGAGUUUUCAAAGUGGAAGCUUGCAUUGCUGUCCUUGGGAUGUCCAGAGUAUCUUGAAGACUCUAAUGUUGUCUCCAGUCGUUUCCAGGUCCAGAGAAGAGAAGUUUAUGGUGUUUGGAAGCAGUACCUUGGGCUAGAGCACUCUGUUACUCCACCUAAAAGGGCAUAUACUAUUGUGAACCAGACUCGCCACACAAUUGAUCAUCAGGCGGUUAGAAUAUCCAAUUGAAGUUGGGUUGGUGCCUUGAACUAAAAUGAAAAAGAAAACAAGAAGUGUGGAUAUUGGGAGGAGAGUUGAGGCAGAGAUAUGCUCGGCUCGGGGUAAUUUUCUGGAUUCAGGCAGUGGAAAUUGCGUUUUGUGUUCCGGUCACCAGAUUUCCCUGCAGUAGGCGAGAAUUAUUACAUUGCCUGAGCAUGAAAGAUCGUUCAUAACAGGACUUUGGCUGGAUAGGGUCGGUAAAGUGAGUAUAGAUAGUACUCUUUGUGUUUCUUAGGUCAUUUUUUCUGUUCAUCCUCAAAUUUUAUAUCCAUUUGUUUUGUUCAUUCUUAAUGCCAUAUAUCAAGGGAAUGUGGUGGUAAAAUAAUCAUUUCUCUUAUUUUUGAAAUAGAUAUUUCUAGCCAUUACUUUUGAAAAUAGAUAUUUCUAUGUUGCUAUGCGAUUUUUCAGUAUGUUUUGUGUGUAUAUGUAUAUAAGUUAAUGGAUUUGCCUCGUUGUUAAAUUCUCCAUGAACCUUGUGACCUUUAUUGUGAUUCUCAAAAUAAUGAAGUUCACAUGAGAUUUCACUUUU